AAAAGUUGUUGUUACACGCCUUUAAAUAUCAAUGGAUUUUGGACAAACUGUUUAGUGAUUUCUAGACUUCUGGUGAUAUAAGUACGGUACGCCAUGAAGGUGUUUUUGCUUGCAUUGUUGGUGGCACUUGCUGCCGCUCAAACGAUCCAUGAUGGUCAAAUUUUCGACCAGUUUAACAUUAAAGAAAUAAUGAGUGAUGAUGUCCAAAGGAAACUUCUUCUCGAUUGUGUUCUGGACCGUAGCCCGUGCGGGAAAUACCAGAUAAUCAAAGACAAAACACCCAGUAUCCUUGAAACCAAAUGCGGUGAUUGCACACGUGCGCAGAAAGCUAAAUUCGAAGAAGCAAUAAAAACACUCGAAAGAGACUAUAUCGAUGAGUUUAAGGCACUCAAAACACUAUAUGCGGUUUGAUAAUGAUAAUUCGUGAAUACUUACGAAAUAUAUGAUGUUUAAAUA
Molecule: messenger RNA, 456 nt
Organism: Manduca sexta (tobacco hornworm)
Lineage: Eukaryota; Metazoa; Arthropoda; Insecta; Lepidoptera; Sphingidae
Exons: 3
Coding region: 94-411 (105 amino acids)
Source: RefSeq, a predicted model, not a curated record